CGACUCCGUGAACUCAGCGAGUGCAGUCGUGUGCACGCGUCUCAGUUCUGCGUUCUCUCUGUAUCACUGUGUGUAUAUCUUGUGUGCAGCUCUGUGUAGCUCGUGUGUGUGUGUUUCCAAAGCGAACUUAUCUUGUUUUUACUGAUUGCAUGCCCCAUCUCCUCGAAGACACCCUCAAUGUGUCGCUCAAAACGUCACCUUUGUUGUGUGUAGGCAUACAAAACGGCGCAGCAAACAUAUUUCACCCAAAAGGUUGUGCAGUGGUGUUUAGUGGUGUGAAGUGAAAAGAACAUUUCCAUCGUAGCAGCCAUCGUUGGCAGAGGGACAGUUCCAGACGGGAAGUGUGUGUGUGUGUGUGUGUGUGUGUGAGUGCGCGUGUCAGUGUUUCGUAUUUCGCUAGUGGUGAAAACUAUUUUGUGAAGCGUUUCUUUUCCGUUCGGUGACCACCUUCUUUGACCGACCACCCAACCCUCCAUCCACCGCCCACCCCCCCUCCCCAACCGGAUCAGAUUUCCUUGCGGUUUAUAGCCCUUCGCAGACAUUAUGGCAGAUAGUUUGGUGGAAACGCCCACGGCCAGUGCGGGCCACUUGAUGAACCUGAACGUGAUAAACGCGAUGGCGGGUGACUCGGGAAGCUCCUCCUCGUCCUCUUCCUCCUCUUCGUCAUCCUCUGCCUCCUCCUCCUCGUCCUCUUCCUCGUCCUCUUCGUCGAAUGUGGCCACGUCAUCCGGGUCCGGUGCCGCACCGUCCGAACCGGCCCCGGGCGGCACCACCACCACCCCGACCGUGCUGAUCUCAGUCAGUGCCACCACCACCGGCACGUCCUCCACCCGCCAGUCAAGCCUGGCGUCCGAUCUGCUGCUCAACCAGAUGCUUAAUAUCGCUCAGCAUCGUGUCCAGCAGCAGCAGCAGCAGCAGCAACAACAACAACAACCGUCGUCCUCUUCCUCCCCCUCCCCCUCCUCUUCGGCUCCUUCCUCAUCCUCGGCCGUGUCGUCGUCCGGUACGCCGGCCGUUAGCUCACAGCUGCCGACCGGUGGCCCUUCCACCGUCGCAGCCGGUGACCCAUUGCCGCCCACCCUUAUCACACUGUCCGCCACACCGUCCCCGUCCUCGUCGUCGGCGGCGGCGGCACCAUCGCACGGCACAAAUGCGGCCGCUGCCCGGCCCGUGCAGCUGCCCGUUCGGCCGCUCGAGCUGGUGAAGCAGCAGCAGGCGCCGGCCAGCCGCUCCGUCCACGGCCGCCCGGCCGACCCGGCGGACGACUGCGGCGAGCCGGAGGCGAAGCGCAAGAAGAAGGGCGACAAACCGAACGCGAAGGUCGAAAAGCUGGAGCUGCGCCUCGGCGGCAUACUGUGCUGUGCCGUCUGUCUCGAUCUGCCCCGGACCGCCAUGUAUCAGUGCUCGAUGGGACAUCUGAUGUGUGCUGGAUGCUUCACCCAUUUGCUGGCAGAUGGACGGCUGCGCGACCAGAACGCGACCUGUCCGAACUGUCGCACCGAGAUUAGCAAGAACAACUCGUCGCGCAACCUGGCGGUCGAGAAGGCGGUGUCGGAGCUGCCGGCCGAAUGCCAGUACUGCUCGAAGGAGUUCCCGAACAAAUCGAUCGACUACCACGAGUCGACCGAGUGCGAGGAUCGGCCAACCGAUUGCAAGUACGCGCGCAUCGGCUGCCAGUGGCGCGGCCCCAUCCACGAGGUGACGUCGCACGAGGGCAACUGUGCCCAUCCGCGCAAGUCCGGUGCGGACGUGAUGGUGGCGCUGCAGGCCCACGAUGCGAAGGCGGCCGAGGAUAAGAAGCUCUUUCUCACGCUGAUCGAUCUGCUGAGCUAUGAGAAGAUCAUUUUUAACGAUUUGCAGCUGAAACCGUACCGAACGGAUGAGUACGUCCAUCGUCUGUACUACGAGACGAGUCGCUUUUCCGCCUUCAACCAUCAGUGGGUAGUGAAGGCGAUCAUUAACAAAAGUCAGCGCGAUCCGCACGAGUCGUGUGAGCGCGACAUCACCUAUCAGCUCAUACUGAAGUCGAAAACAACGAGCCCAUUGCCGAUGCACUUCUUCGUGCUGCGUGGCCCAUUCUCCGACAUUAAGGUGGAUACGCAAAUCUACAAGCACGAUUUCGCCGACACGGAAACGGAAAGCCCGUUCAAGCUGCUGCCCCUGCCGGACACGGCCGAGUGUAACAGGCUGCUCGCGGCAAAGGCGAUCAAUUUCCGGUUAAUUAUGUUUUUGGCUUCGAAGUAAGGUGCGCGCGCGAGUGAUGGUACCACAACCGGAGACACAGAGGGCGUGCGUCUAUUACGAAGCAUUAGCUCGCGUGCUCCCAGCAUAACAGUAGUAGUUUGUUUACACAGUACACCACCCGAAUGCUAUUUAGGAUAACGUUCUUUAUCUUUAUUAUUUCCUUCCCAAAUUUAAAGGGUUUGAUGAUUUGAGAGCGCGUAAUUUAACAAAUUAAACUUUUCGCUACAAUCGUUUUGUUUCAUUCGAACUUUCGUUCGAGCGCGUGUUUCCAUUACUUAUAUUGCAUCUCAAACUGUGCGGUUUUGUGUUGUCUUUUUGCGCAAAGCACACCCAACGAGACACGUGUGUCGAACGUUUUACGGUUGCGACAUGAUGGACCAAAAUUGCGCUGUCGUUCGCACAGGACAGAGCAUUAUUAAUUCCGCCUAUUGAAUCCGACUAUCUGGGCACACUCUUGGUUUGUGUGAUUGAUUUUUGUUUUCCUUGUUGUUGCCACUAAUGUGCUAUAGCCGCCACCAGCAGCAAAAGCGGGGUGUAGAAUGUGUAGAAUCAGCCGGUUUUAGCUUACCGCAAAAACAAAAAAAGACCGUUAGCUAGGGCAAAAGAGGAGACGUCGCGAGAUAAAGUUUAGUAUUACGUUGCCAUUUUGUUUUUCACAUUUAAAGUGUAUAACAUGCAUGCAUACAUAAUUAGCGAUAAAGCUAAGAUUACAGUAGCGUACACAGACAGCGAAGUUCUAGGGAUCCCGUCCCGUGUAGUGGACACAGGAUGCGCGGAAGUAGUAUAGGCGCCUGGAUACUCAUAAGGGUUUUGUUUUGGAGGUUUUGGUUUGUUCACCAGCGCCAUCUCUCUCCCCAAAUGGUAAUAUCUACUUGUUGCUAGAGGAAGACGUUAUUUGGGCGGGCGUUAUUUGCUAAUCGAAUGAAUAUCUAUCGUACACAAAUUUACUGCAUAAGCUCUACACUAUAUACAAAUCUACAUAACUAUAUUAGUCGAGCGCGUAAGCUUACAUUGAUUCAGAAAUGUGUGAUACAUGAACUUUGCAAAGAUUGAGUAAGAAGAAACAAUGUGACGAAGGGGGGUCUUGGACGAGCCACGGGACGAGGGCACGACGGAGGCAGGUUUUCUUUUAAACAAUACGUUUGUUUGUUGGUUUAAGAUGGGGUUAUGCUAGUUUCUACUUUUAUGAUACGCAAACACACGUGUUUUUCACCAUUACAGCGGUUAAAACAUUUGGACCACCAAACCAAAACUUCAACAUUUGUCGCGCACAGUUUUGCCGCACGAAAACUUUACACAAUAAUAUACAAAAGACAACCCCAUCGCCGGGUGGGUUUGAUAGAGAGAGAGAAGAAAGUAAAAAAACACAGAACGAGCCGUUGAAAUGCGUAAACUACAUACUCUCGUGCUAAACGCAAUCGAUUAAUAAGUACAAGUGUGUUUUUCUGCUGUAUGUUUUUGUUUUCCGCGUCCGUUUUCAAUGUAAAACAUACUUCUAGGUGAUAAGAUAUGUGCCCGAGAGCUUUUUUAUAUAUCGAAUAUGUAUUUUGUUUCUUUUUUUGCAAAACUUACCCCAAAUUUUUACUGUAACAUAGUUUAUACCAUAUAUUCUCUUAUCGCUGUCACGCGCAUCUAAUUGCUGUAGGAAUGUAAGAAUGAAUAUAUUUUGUUUCUUUAAAUGUUAGAA
This is a messenger RNA of Anopheles coluzzii, 3931 nucleotides long. RefSeq names its product cysteine and histidine-rich protein 1 homolog. Lineage: Eukaryota; Metazoa; Arthropoda; Insecta; Diptera; Culicidae. The transcript has 7 exons. The record is from RefSeq and is a predicted model, not a curated record. Gene Ontology annotation, cellular component: nucleus. The coding region runs from base 544 to 2244 and encodes 566 amino acids.